AUGACUAUCCCCGAGGAGGUCGACAUCAUCAUCUGCGGCGGCGGCAGUUCGGGCUGCGUCCCUGCUGGCCGCCUCGCCAACCUCGACCACAACCUCUCCGUGCUGCUGAUCGAGGCCGGCGAGAACAACUUGAAUAACCCAUGGGUCUACCGCCCCGGUAUCUACCCCGUCAACAUGAAGCUCGACUCCAAGACCGCCUCGUUCUACCACUCGCGGCCGUCCGAGCACCUUGACGGGCGUCAGGCUAUUGUCCCUUGCGCAAACAUUCUCGGUGGCGGUAGCUCCAUCAACUUCAUGAUGUACACCCGAGCAUCAGCCUCCGACUACGACGACUUCCAGGCCAAGGGCUGGACGACCGAGGAGCUGAUCCCUCUGAUGAAGAAACACGAGACGUACCAGCGCGCCUGCAACAACCCGGAGAUCCAUGGCGACUCGGGACCCAUCAAGGUCUCUUUCGGCAACUAUACCUACCCGAUUGCGCAGGAUUUCCUCCGUGCAGCCGAGUCUCAAGGCAUUCCCGUCACGGAUGACCUGCAAGACUUGAAGACGGGUCAUGGAGCAGAGCACUGGCUAAAGUGGAUCAACCGAGACACCGGACGCCGAAGCGACGCAGCCCACGCCUACGUCCACAGCACUCGCGCCAAAUACUCCAACCUGCACCUCCAAUGCAACACCAAAGUCGACAAGGUCAUCAUCGAAGACGGCCGCGCCGUCGGCGUCGUCACCGUCCCAACCAAGCCCCUCGACGGCAAGGAGCCCCAGCGCCGCAUCUUCCGCGCCCGCAAGCAGAUCAUCGUCAGCGGCGGCACCCUCUCCUCCCCUCUCAUCCUGCAGCGCUCCGGAGUCGGUGACUCGGAGAAGCUCCGCCGCGCAGGCGUCAAGCCCAUCGUGCACCUCCCCGGCGUGGGCCGCAACUUCCAGGACCACUACCUGACCUUCUCGACGUACCGAGCCAAGCCGGACGUCGAGACCUUCGACGACUUCCUCCGUGGAGACCCCAAGGUGCAGAAGCGCGUGUUCCAGGAGUGGAACAUCAAGGGGACUGGUCCCCUGGCAACGAACGGUAUCGACGCAGGCGUGAAGAUCCGCCCGACGCAGCAGGAACUCGACGAGUUCAAGAAGUGGCCGACCCCCGACUUCGUCGAUGGCUGGGAGACGUACUUUAAGAACAAGCCGGAUAAGCCGGUGAUGCACUACUCUGUUAUCUCUGGCUGGUUCGGCGACCACAUGCUCAUGCCCCCGGGGAAGUUCUUCACCAUGUUCCACUUCCUCGAGUACCCGUUCUCCCGCGGCAGCACGCACAUCACCUCCGCAGACCCCUACGAGGUCCCGGACUUCGACGCCGGCUUCAUGAACGACAAGCGCGACAUGGCCGCCAUGGUCUGGGGCUACAUCAAGUCGCGCGAGACCGCGCGCCGCAUGUCCUCGUACGCCGGCGAGGUCACCAGCAUGCACCCGCACUUCGCGUACAACUCCAAGGUGCGCUCCGAGGACAUGGAUCUCGCCACCACAAAAGCAUACGCAGGGCCAAACCACUUAAGCGCGGGUAUCCAACACGGCUCCUGGUCCCACCCCCUAACACCAGGAAAAGACCCCAAACCCAGCACGCUCAACAGCAACGCCUUCGCGUCCCGCAGCGAACUAGACUACAGCCGCGAGGACAUCGCGCACAUCGAGAAAUGGGUCGAGCGCCACGUCGAAACAACCUGGCACUCGCUGGGGACGUGCAGCAUGGCGCCGCGCGAGGGGUCGAACAUCGCGCCGCACGGCGGCGUCGUCGACGAGCGAUUGAAUGUCCACGGCGUCAAGGGGCUGAAGGUCUGCGAUCUCUCGAUCUGCCCGGAUAACGUUGGCUGCAAUACGUUUAGCACGGCGCUGCUGAUUGGCGAGAAGUGUGCGGUGCUUACGGCGGAGGAUCUGGGGUACUCUGGGGAUGCGCUGAAGAUGGAGGUUCCGGAGUAUCAUGCGCCGGGGGAGGUUGUGAAUUUGGCGAGGCUGUAG
This is a messenger RNA of Aspergillus mulundensis, 2001 nucleotides long. RefSeq names its product GMC family oxidoreductase. NCBI's taxonomy places the organism in Eukaryota, Fungi, Ascomycota, Eurotiomycetes, Eurotiales, Aspergillaceae. Gene Ontology annotation, molecular function: oxidoreductase activity, acting on CH-OH group of donors; flavin adenine dinucleotide binding. The record is from RefSeq and is a predicted model, not a curated record. The transcript is spliced from 7 exons. The coding region runs from base 1 to 2001 and encodes 666 amino acids.